Molecule: messenger RNA, 4984 nt
Organism: Papaver somniferum (opium poppy)
Lineage: Eukaryota; Viridiplantae; Streptophyta; Magnoliopsida; Ranunculales; Papaveraceae
Product: probable disease resistance protein At4g27220
Exons: 4
Coding region: 611-4663 (1350 amino acids)
Molecular function (GO): protein binding; ADP binding
Source: RefSeq, a predicted model, not a curated record
UGGUACGAUACAUGGAUGCUUGAGUUAUUGUACCAUCAGACAAACAACCACUGUGAAGAGCUGUAAAGGGAAAACACCACUGUUGUUGUAGAGACCCACCUGGAAUUAAGCCACCGCCAGCUCUAUAUAGGCCAUGCACGCACUGUGUUGGCAGCAGAGAAAUUAUGCAAAGUUGUCUGCCAGCACAAGUUAACAACACCCAAGUAUAAGAUAAGAAUCUUGCAAGUGUAGUGAUAAAAGCAAGCAGAGAAGGAGAUCAAUGUACCAGAGAGACUAUUCAAAAGGACUAAAACAUCAAUUCAAUGAAUGAUGAGGAUGAAGACAAGUCGCAAAAUUUGGUGAAAGCAUACGGGGGUGAAAUUUUGAGUAAAUGCAGAUGCAAGGUCUAAUAAUUAAGAGUAACCAGCCAACUCGGAGAGUACUUCCUUUGUUUCAAGUUCUUAGAUCGAUCGUUACUCUUUUUCCAGCGAACUGGAAGAGAGAAAACACUUGCGGAGAUCGACCCUGUGCAAUCUGAUAAACAAGAAGGUUCUCUUCUCAUUUAUCUUUCAUUCAUCCCCCCCCCCCCCCCCCCCCCGGGUCUGCUUCAUCAAUAUUUUGCUGGGAAAAUAUGGCGGAAACGGUGGCAACAACCGUGGUCGGAAUGGCUGCUGAAAAGGGGAUUCAAGCAAUCGUGCAUCAAAUCGGUUACUGCAUUCAUUACAAGAGAAAUGUGAAGAGUCUUGAUGAAAAAGUGAAAGCUCUGCAAGAUAUGAGAAAAAAAAUAGAUCAGAGAGUCAUUGAAGAUAAGAAGAAUCUUUACUCGAUCAAGAAUGAUGUAGAGAUCUGGCUAGAAAAAGUGAAGAAAGAAGUGGAGGUGGAUGAGAUUAAGGAGGGGUUAUUGAAUUUCACCAACGGCGAGGAAGCAAGAAUGUUCAAUCAUGACCAAUGCUGCAAAGGUUGGUGUUGUCUCCUCAGUCGCCACAAAAUUGGUAGAAAAGCACAGAAGAAGAUUGCCGUUAUUGAAGUUCUUUUUAAUGAGGGGAAGAGCUUUGAUGGUGUUGUUUCAUAUUCUUGUGGAAAUCGGGUUAACGCUAUAAUUAACAAUUUCGUUAGUAUAGAUGGUUAUAUAGAUUUUGAAUCAAGAAAAUCCAUUAUGAAGGAGAUCAUGUCAGCACUGAAGGAUAAAGAAAUUUAUUCAGUUGGUAUAUAUGGGAUGGGAGGUGUUGGCAAGACCAUGCUGAAGAAUCGGGUUCACAAACAAGUGGUUCAAGAGAAUCUUUUUAAUAUUGUCGCAACAACAACAGUUUCUCAAAAUCUCAGUGUCAAAAAGAUUCAGGAUGACAUUGCACAAAUUUUGGAAUUUAAAAAACUCAAUGAAUUUGAUGAUACAACCAUUAGAGCGGCUUUGUUAUUGGAGCGACUAAAACAAGAGCAAAACAUACUUGUGAUCUUGGAUGAUUUAUGGGAGGAAGAUCUAAAUCUGAUUACUCAUGUGGGUAUCCCUUGCCGUUCUAAAGGUUGUAAAGUAUUGAUUACAACAAGAAAUCUUGAAGUGUGUAAUUCAUUGAUGAUUCAAAAACAUGUAAAACUUGAAAGAUUAUCCGAAGAAGAAUCAUGGAAUUUAUUCAAGCAGAAUGUUGGGGAUGCGGUUGAUUCUUCAGCUCUACGAAAACUAGCUAGAAAGGUAGUCAAAGAAUGUGGUAACCUGCCUUUAGCACUUGUUACUGUUGGUAGUGCCUUAAAGAAAAAAAGGGACACGUCUGAUUGGAAUUUUACUGUUAAGCAACUAAAAAGGUCUGAUUACAAAGAUAUUACACGAAUGACAUCCAAAGUCUAUACUCCAAUCAAGCUGAGUUAUGAUUUUUUGAAGAGCGACUACAUACACAAGAGAUGCUUUUUGUUAUGUUGUUUAUUCCCCGAAGACUACAACAUUAAUGUUGUUGAUUUACUGAUUUAUGCAAUUGGUGAUGAGGUAAUACGUAGUGGUUUGGAGUUAUUGGGCGAGGUGAGGGUUAGAUUACAGAAUGCGUUUACCAGACUUGCAGCAUUGGGUUUGUUAAUAGGGGACAAGGAAUUUACUGAUAAACCAUUUUCAACAAAAAUGCAUGACAUAGUUCGUCAUGUGGCCAUAUCAAUUGCAUCCAAAGAUGACGAACGGUUCUAUGUAAAAGUAGGCUUGGAUUUUCAGAAAUGGCCGGAGGAGUUAUCGUCGAUCAGUAAUAUCUCACGAUUAUCACUGAUUGAUAAUAAUAUUACUGUGCUCCCAGAACAGCCAGAACUUCCACAUCUCUUAAGCUUAUCUUUGAGAAAUAAUAGAUCCUUAGAGAAGAUCCCAGAAAAGUUUUUUACAAAUAUGAAGGCACUCCAAUCUCUUGAUAUAAGCAGAACUUGCAUUUCAGCAUUUCCUUCAUCAAUUAUAUCUCUUGUCAAUCUUCGGGCACUUGAUAUGUGUUUCUGUCGGUUUUGUGGGCAACUAGAUAUUUUGGGAGAAUUGAAGAAGCUCGAAAUUCUUAAUUUAAGAGGUUUGGCAUUUUAUAUCGGCCCCUUACCCAGAGAAAUAGGGGGGUUGUCCCGUUUGAAGUGGUUAGAUCUAUCAAGUAACAGUGGACUUACUGUUCCUCCAGGUAUCAUAUCAAGACUGACUUGUUUGGAAUACUUGAACAUGAAAGACAGCUUUCAACGGUGGGAGGUUGGAGAAAGUAGAGGUAAAAGUUGCAGGUUCGCUAAUCUAGAUGAAAUAGCAUCUUUACCGUGCUUAAAUCAUCUGGAGUUGGAGGCAGUAUGGGACGAUGGAAGUCUUAACAUGUCUAAUAGAGGGACACACAUGUGGUCUGAUUCUCUACGUUGUUCUCUAAGGGGGACAUUUCCAUUCUGCAACUGGAUCCAUGAGAUUGUGGCAAAAGCUGAAGUCGUCACCUUGGUUGGCUGUUCUAAUCUCAAGUAUUUGAGAUCACCUGUUACAAGCAGUAGAGAUUCUGGGUUUAAUAACAUCAAGCGUCUUGAGGUUUCGGAUUGCCCGGAGAUGGUAUGUGUUUUAAAUUCAAGUACUCUGGUAAAUGAGGAGAUCCCUGAUGCAUUAUUCACUGCAUUGGAGGUACUAAGCUUAAGAUCUUUGGGAAACCUGAAAGAGAUAUUUCAUGGCCCAAUGCCAGCAGGGUUGUUGUCACUGGAGAAUCUAAAGCUUGUGGCACUAUCCAACUGCCCCAAUUUGGUCUGCCUAUUUUCACUUAAGGUGAUGGUUAAGUUGAAGAAUAUGGAAACGCUUGACGUGAAAGAUUGUGAAGGAUUGAAGAAGGUAUUUGAUGGCCCAAUGCCAGCAGAGUUCUCAUUAGAGAAUCUAAAACGUGUACAAAUAUCCAAUUGCCCAAAUUUAGUCUGCGUAUCUUCUCUUGAGGUGUUGGUUAAGUUGAAGAAUCUGGAAAUACUCCAGGUGAGUGAUUGUCUCAGGUUGAAGGAGAUAUUUUCUUUGGAAGACCGAAUCAGGGUAGUUGUUGGCUCAAAUGAUGGUGUUACCUGCUUGUUGCCUCAGUUACGAGAAUUGCUGUUAAAAAAUCUUCCUAUGAUCACAAGAAUAUGGAGUCAGGAAAUCUUCAGCCUUGGAAACUUGAAAUCAGUAAAAGUUAUUGACUGCCAUAAAUUGAAGUAUUUGUUUACUCCAGGUAUUGUGACUUCUCUUCAACAUUUAGAGAUACUUAGCACUAUAAAUUGUAGCAGCUUGGUGACAAUAGUAGCCACAGAGGAUGAAUUCACAGAGGAAGGAAAUCAAAUUAUGAAUAAUCAUUUCCAAACAAUAAUGAUACUCCCUAAUCUUCGGAUCUUCGAAAGCAAAUUCUGUAACAGUUUAAAGGUUUUGCGUUCAGAUUUCCCGCCGGAAGAAAAAGAUUAUGCAGACUGUGAUGAGAAACGAGUUUUGGUUCUUCGAGGUGUACUGUUUAUGGAAGAAAUUUGGGGUGGAUUCAUCCCAGUUAAAAUCUUUCUUGUCAAUAUAACUGAUGCCAGAAUCGAUGACUGUGGAUGGCUGAAGCACCUGAUCCCAGCACAAGUUUUGCUCAGCGGUUGUCUAUCUCAACUAAGAAAACUUCAAGUAAGUAACUGCGAGCGUUUAGAGGCGAUUAUUUAUACUGAUGAUGAUAUAGUAGUCGCUGUUCCGCAAUACAAGUUCAUUCUUGAGAAUCUAGAGAUGCUUACCAUAUGGAGAUGUGAAAGCUUAAAGCAGGUCUUACCUUUGAAGUUACUGGUACAAGGUGGUAUACCCAAACUAGAGAUGAUAGAGGUUGCUGAUUGUGCAGAAAUAAAGAUGAUAUGUUACCAAGACCCAAGUAGUGAUGAUGACGACCAUGAUGAUGAUGACGACGAAAUUGAAGAAACGGUGGAAGUGUUUCCAAAAUUAAGUUAUCUAGCUCUAUAUCAUCUACCAAAGCUUACUAGUCUGCACCAACAGAGAAACACAUUGAUUAAUUUUGGUUCAUUGGUAUCUCUGCACAUCUCUCAGUGUAAAAAUCUUAAGAGGCUGCCUUUGAGUCGCACGAAUGUCCCACCCAAGUUGAAAGUGAUUUGGGUAGAUGGUGAACAAGUGUUUGAGAAGUGGUUGGAGUCGGAAGAUGAGAUUAUGAAAUCAAGCCCACGUCGACUCUUGUUUACGGAUCCUUUUCCGAAUUUCUGGGAUAUGAGUUCUAUAUGAUAUGAGUUUUAGAAAGAGGUAACACAACCAAUGAUUUGGUCUCUACUCCGAUGCAAGCCCCACGAAUGUGGUAUAUCUAAGCAAGCAUUUGGGUGAUGGAUAUGCAGACUCUGCAUUUCAAAGGUUUGAUAUUUAUAGGUCGUAAUCCGAGAUGGUGACAAUCUGUAGGUCGCCCCGAGACAUGUUCAUGGUAGUUAAACUCUGAAAUAUUUGUUUCUCAGUUGAUCAUAGAUAGGUCUUUCACAGGUGAUUUUCCAUUUUUAUUUUGUUUGUUUGCUUAUUUGUCACCUUUCUUUUUUAAUUGAUGAGAAAUUUUUGGCG